GUCGUAACUCGUAACCAACAACAGUUCGUCUGACAAGUAUCCUUCCUGUCAUGAUUCUGUCGCCGCGCCGUCCCAGUACGGUAUCACACCAGUGACUGUUUGACUCACGUGUGUAACGGUGCGUUUGCCGUUCAGUGUGCAUUACCCUGCCCAACCGUCGCUAUCACAGCCCAGUACCUACGUACCAGUGACUGUUUGACUCACGUGCGUAACGGGAAACAUGGCUAAGGAAAUUAAGCAGCGAACAUACACACAGAAGUUUAGAAAACAGUGGCUGCAAGAUGAUAUAUGCAAGGACUGGAUCGCAGAAGUUCCUAACGACGAAAAAAGUGUUCUUUGCAAAUAUUGUAAAUCAACUUUCAGAGCAAAAUAUUAUGACAUAAAGGAUCACGCAAAGAGCAAGAAACACCAAGUGAACAGUGCACCCUUUUCUUCUUCCCGACAAGCAAAAAUAAGUUUUACCAAGGUUACUAAGUCUCGUGAUGUGGCUCGAGCUGAAGCUCAUUUAGCACUUUUCGUUGCCAAACACUGUGCCAUUAGUUCAUGUGAUCACCUAGUAGAUGUAGUGAAAAAGUGUUUCAGUGAUAAAACGUCAUCAGAAGUUGCAAUGCACAGAACUAAAUGCACUGCAAUAAUCAAACACGUUCUGAUGCCCCACUUUGUUACUAAGUUGAAAGAGGACAUAGGUGACAGGAAGUACAGUAUUUUACUGGAUGAAUCCACAGAUAUUGCUGUUAAUAAAUACCUGGGAUUAGCAAUAAAUUACUUCAGUGAACAUUCACAGACACUAGUUUUACUUUCUUGCAUCUCGCACCACUACGAGUACAAGAAUGUGAUGCAAGGGGCAUCGUUGAUGCUCUGAAGACAUCUCUACAUGCAUAUGGACUGAACAUACAGAACAUGAUUGGAAUUGGAACUGACAACGCUAGUGUGAUGGUUGGUAUUAACAAUGGUGUUUAUAAGCAACUAAAAGAAGAAGUUCCUUCUUUAGUGCAUAUUCGCUGUAUAUGUCAUUCAGUCCAGUUAGCUGUGUCACACGCAAGUUCUGUAACCUUGCCAAGGAAUCUAGAAUUUCUCGUGAGUGAGACUUAUAACUGGUUUGCCAGAUCGUCCACAAGACAAAUGGCAUAUAAGGACUUAUUCAAACUGAUAAAUGAUGGACAUGAGCCUCUUAAAAUUGUACAAGCCUGCCACACCCGUUGGCUAUCUAUUGCUUCUGCAGUGCAAAGAAUAUGUGACCAGUGGUUGGAGCUGAAAACUCAUUUCAGUCUGACAAAAGCGUCAGAAAACUGCUACACAUCAGAAAUGUUGCAUGCCAUGUACAGUGAUGAAUUCAGCCAUGCUUACAUGAUUUUUCUGAAGUCUGUCUUAAGUGAGGUACAGAGGGUGAACAAGGUAUUUGAAUCUAACAUCCGUGACCCCUCAAAAUUGUUAGAUGAUUUGACAUUGCUGAUUGAAAGUCUAGUAAAUAGAGUCAUAUUGCCAAGCAACCAGCAUCGCAUAGAUCCCUUCACAUGCAACCUGGAAGAGUAUGUGGCCCCCAAGGUGAAUCUUGGAUACGAAACUGAGAAACUGUUAUCAGACCUGCCCAAGCAUGAAUCUGCGAAUUUAGAGGGGAAUCUACAGGAAAGAUGCAAACAUUUCCUUUUGACUCUAAUCACAGAACUUCGCCAUAGGCUUCCAGACAACGUGCGCGUAUUGAGAACCAUGUCACUAUUCAGUGUUGGAAACACACUCCGUGUGGUAAAGAACUCCAUUGCCCCUCUCUUGGAACUAUUAAAUGUUAGUGCAGAGGAUAUAACAAAAAUUGAGCUUCAGUGGUCAAAUAUAACCCUAGUAAAAUGGCUUGAAACAAAAGACACUGUAAAAUUUUGGGCUGAGGUUAACAGGUACAAAGACGCUUCAGACAAUAACCCUUAUCAUGAGCUCUCAUCUAUUGCGCUAACAGUGCUAAGUUUGCCACAUUCAAAUGCAGAAAUUGAGAGGGUUUUCAGCCAAAUGAACAUAAUAAAGACCAAAUUAAGAAAUAAAAUGCAAGCAGACACCACUAACGCAUUACUGCAUGUACGUUAUGGGCUGAAGCGAAUGUCGCAAACCUACUGAGUGACUCAGAGUGAGGAAUCCUCACUCUGAGUCACUCAGUAUUCUUGUACCCUCAGCGGCCAGCGCUGUUGAAUUCGCGUUGCUCCUGGAUAAUAUCAUUUCCCCUUCACUCUACAAUGAGUGGUUCAGGAGAGGAGGGGUGUAGUGGCAGCGUCACCCCACCAAAGAAAAAGAAGAAAGUGUGGUACCAGCAAACAUUUAAGAAGGAAUGGCUGGAGGACGAGGAACUGAAGGAGUGGUUGCAACCAGAUUCUGCAGAUAAAUACUCAGCGCUGUGUAGUGUAUGUGACUGCAAACUAAAGAAUUGUAACAAGUCCUCUCUUAUGGCACACAAGGCUUC
Portunus trituberculatus (swimming crab) is the source of this 2443-nucleotide messenger RNA. RefSeq lists its product as uncharacterized. The coding region runs from base 901 to 2103 and encodes 400 amino acids. Lineage: Eukaryota; Metazoa; Arthropoda; Malacostraca; Decapoda; Portunidae. The transcript has 2 exons. The record is from RefSeq and is a predicted model, not a curated record. Gene Ontology annotation, molecular function: protein dimerization activity.